CAACUUCCAUGAUGAACUGACAUGAAGAGUAUGGUUGGACGAGGACAGGUGCUGAUGUAAAGCAUCUCUUUAGCUCGGUGAAGGCAGCAUCUGUCUCAGGGAUCCAGAAAAAGGGGUUAGCUGAAGAGGUUAAGUGGACGAUGUUGCCUGCUUGCUGUCUGGUUAUGUUGCUGUCUCUGGCCCGGCUGCCAACCUCGUUCUCGGCCCUGCCCUUUGAGCAGAAAGGCUUCUUGGACUUUGCCCUGGACAGUAUGGACAGCGGUGGGAUGAUGACGAUGAUGAUGAAGGAUGAAGAGGAAGGCUCGGCCAUAGAGGAGGAGCUCCACCUGCCCGGAGGACCCGUUUGCCCGUUUGGAUGCCACUGCCAGCUUCGGGUGGUCCAGUGCUCCGACCUAGGUUUAACCGAGGUGCCGAAGAACAUCCCCCCAGACACCAAGUUCCUGGACCUGCAGAACAACCGCAUCACCGAGCUGAAAGAGAACGACUUCAGAGGCCUGUCCAACCUUUACGCUCUGUCUCUGGUGAAUAACAGGAUCUCCAAAGUCCACCCUCAGGCCUUCGCCCCCCUCAGGCACAUCCAGAAACUCUACUUCUCCAGGAACCAUCUGACUGCCAUCCCCAAGAACCUGCCGCAGUCGCUGGUGGAGCUGCGGAUCCACGACAACCGCAUCAAGAAUGUGGCGGAGGGCGCGUUCUCUGGACUCACCAACAUGAACUGCAUAGAGAUGGGAGGGAACCCGAUCCAGAACAGCGGGUUUGAGCCUGGAGCCUUCAAGGGACUCAAACUCAAUUAUCUUCGCAUAUCUGAGGCCAAACUCACCGGUGUGCCUAAAGACCUCCCGGAGAGCCUCCACGAGCUCCAUCUGGACCACAACGAGAUCCAGGCUGUGGAACUGGAAGACCUGAGCCACUACAAGAACCUGUUCAGGUUGGGCCUGGGCUACAACCACAUCCGUAACAUAGAGAAUGGCAGUCUGGCCUUCCUCCCACGACUGAGAGAGCUUCAUCUGGAGAACAACCGCCUCACCCGCGUCCCUAAAGAGCUCCCGGAGAUGAAGUACCUGCAGGUGGUGUACCUCCACUCCAACAACAUCAACCAGGUGGGGGUGAACGACUUCUGCCCUCGGGGCUUCGGGAUGAAGAGGACAUUCUACAAUGGCAUCAGCCUCUUCGCCAACCCCGUCAAAUACUGGGAGGUGCAGCCCGCCACCUUCCGCUGCGUCACUGACCGGCUGGCCAUCCAGUUUGGCAACUACAAAAAGUAGAGAGGAGGAGAGAGAGAGAGAGAGAGAGAGAGAGAGAGAGAGAGAGGAGGAGAUGGAGGUGGGGAUGAGGAAAGAGGAGGGAAAGAGAGGCGCACGAGGGGGAGGAUGGAGAAGGGAUGGGUGGAGGGAAGGAAGUUAAAAAAGAUGAGGGAGGUGAUAAUUAUAACUGACUAGAUCAAAUUUGAUAAACAAAAAAAAAAACUUUUCCCCCUAUUUUUCGGAUAGAGAGAGCGGGAGGGAGAAGGUGAGCGGAGGGAUGAGGUACAAAGGGAGGUGACGAAUAACCACCACCCAGAAGUUGAUGAGGAAUGGAAAGCAUUGCGUUUACUCCAUCUGACGUGUUAGAUUACGGCCACCCGGAAGAGAAACGCAGGGGGAGACUAUCUGAGAGAAAAGUCUUCCCCCUGCCAAAAUACGCAUACAUGAACCACACGUGUCGACAACGUGUGCAGCGUUUCAUUCCAUUUUGUUUUUAACACAAUAGUUCUUAUUGUGAUACUAGUAGAUUUUGUUUUAUUAUCGUUUUUAGUGAAGAUUUUACAGGUAGACACCGGAGAUACCGCACUCUUUGUACGACUUUCUGCAUUACUUUCCCUUCUUUUCUGGCCCCAAGUCAUUUGGGGUUAAAUUCUGUGAUCGGUGUACUGUAUGUCCAUUAUAAAUUAUUAGCCCCAGACUCGGGGCCAUCCUCUAUAUGUGUUUUUAAGCCUCACAGCAGAAACUAAAGUUGAAGCCACAUUUCCAAUUCAUUAACGUGUUCUGUAACCGGGCGCCACUCAUCCGUAGGAGGCGCUUCUAAAAGUCUUUGUAAAGGGACAAAAGUAUCCGUCACCUUUGCCCGUUAUUCUGAGGAAACCAAACCGCCGGCCUGCCUGAAUAUGGAAUCUUGUCUUUAAGCCUGUACUUACUAUUAUACUGUCUGUAUGGUAAUUUAGUAGAGUCCCUCGAGGGGACGUGGAGGUAGUGUGGGGCUUGCCCCGCGUAUAGAAAACACAGUAGCGCGCUUUGCCUUGAACCUCUGAAGGCGGUGUGCUCACACAAAGAGGGGCCACAGCAAUAUAGUAGUGUCUGAUGCAUUGUUUUGCACAUCUUCUGUUACGCUUUACUCGC
Molecule: messenger RNA, 2375 nt
Organism: Lampris incognitus (smalleye Pacific opah)
Lineage: Eukaryota; Metazoa; Chordata; Actinopteri; Lampriformes; Lampridae
Gene: bgnb
Product: biglycan b
Exons: 8
Coding region: 141-1265 (374 amino acids)
Molecular function (GO): protein binding
Source: RefSeq, a predicted model, not a curated record